Zygotorulaspora mrakii is the source of this 1122-nucleotide messenger RNA. RefSeq names its product alcohol dehydrogenase ADH3 (gene ADH3). NCBI's taxonomy places the organism in Eukaryota, Fungi, Ascomycota, Saccharomycetes, Saccharomycetales, Saccharomycetaceae. The transcript has a single exon. The coding region runs from base 1 to 1122 and encodes 373 amino acids. The record is from RefSeq and is a predicted model, not a curated record. Gene Ontology annotation, molecular function: zinc ion binding; oxidoreductase activity.
AUGAUUAGAGCAGCUACGAGGUUAGGAACAAGACCAGUGGGUAAUUAUGGCAAAUUUAUCAGAUUACAAUCGACCUUUGAAAUUCCGAAGACUCAAAAGGGUGUAAUAUUCUAUGAAAGUGGUGGAGAACUGCAUUACAAAGAUGUGCCUGUUCCGAAGCCCAAGCCUAAUGAGAUUUUAAUCAAUAUCAAGUACUCCGGUGUAUGUCACACGGAUUUACACGCAUGGAAGGGAGACUGGCCUUUGGACACCAAGCUGCCUUUAAUCGGUGGUCAUGAGGGGGCUGGGGUUGUUGUUGCUAAAGGUUCGCACGUCAACAACUUUGAAAUUGGCGACCUAGCUGGUAUCAAAUGGCUGAACAGCUCGUGUAUGACUUGCGAUCUCUGCGAGACAGGGUAUGAAUCCAACUGUGCUAAGGCUGAUUUAUCAGGCUACACUCACGACGGAUCAUUCCAACAAUAUGCCACGGCGGAUGCGGUUCAAGCGGCUCAAAUUCCAAAGGGUACAGAUUUGGCGCAAGUCGCACCAAUCUUGUGUGCCGGUGUGACUGUCUAUAAGGCAUUGAAAACAUCGAAUGCUCGUCCCGGCCAGUGGGUCACUGUAUCUGGUGCAACUGGUGGUCUGGGAUCACUGGCAGUGCAAUACGCUAAGGCUAUGGGGUUAAGGGUGGUAGGUAUCGAUGGUGGCCCAGGUAAAGAGCAGUUGUUCAAGUCGCUCGGCGGUGAAGUUUUCGUCGAUUUCACAAAGAGCAAGAAUACCGCUGAAGAGAUUAUUGAAGCAACUCAGGGUGGUCCACAUGCAGUUAUUAAUGUCGCUGUAUCAGAAGCUGCAAUCUCAAUGUCCACUCAGUAUGUUAGACCCACGGGUACAGUUGUUUUGGUUGGUUUGCCGGCACAUGCGUAUGUGAAAUCUGAAGUGUUCUCGCAUGUUGUUAAAUCUAUUAGCAUCAAAGGUUCUUAUGUGGGCAAUAGGGCUGACACAAGAGAAGCUAUCGAUUUCUUCUCGAGAGGCCUUGUGAAGUCGCCAAUUACGGUGGUUGGUUUAUCAGAAUUGCCAAAAGUUUACGAUUUAAUGGAAAAGGGUGCUAUCUUAGGUAGAUAUGUGGUCGACACCUACAAAUGA